Molecule: messenger RNA, 7457 nt
Organism: Equus quagga
Lineage: Eukaryota; Metazoa; Chordata; Mammalia; Perissodactyla; Equidae
Gene: MICAL2
Product: microtubule associated monooxygenase, calponin and LIM domain containing 2
Exons: 37
Coding region: 716-6652 (1978 amino acids)
Molecular function (GO): FAD binding; protein binding
Source: RefSeq, a predicted model, not a curated record
AUUAUGACCCAGAUGCUCGGUGCUAGGGCUGCUCGGCGGACGCUGCCCACCUCUCUCUUGGUCCUUCUCUCUGUGGGCAGAACUUCUUCCCUGGUGCCUUCAGGAGCCUUCUCUAACCUGCCUCACACCUAGGGAGGCUGAGAUAUCAGAGGAGGACGGAGUGACACCGUGCGUUAAGGCAGGCAGGGUGAAGCUGCAGCCUCCCGCCGCCGUCUCGCCCUCGUGGGAAAGUGCCUGAUAGCCAAGCGCCCCGCCAGCCUCACUCUGGGGGCCCUGACCCCUCCCUCCAGCACAGUCUGUUUUCCUCCCUGUAUCCUCCCCAGAGCUAGACAACAUGGCUGGUCUGCUCUGAUAAGGCUCCUCCUUUCUGAAGCAUUGAUCUUCUGGUGUCAGAAACUCAGAGCUGGCUGGAGGGAUCGGGGACAUGGGCCCUCUCGUCCCAGACAAACCUUCAGUGCAGGAUUGGGUCCCAUGGAGUCUGAUUUUUGAGAUGCCUCCCUUCUCUGUCAGCUGUUGAAGAAAUAUCUAUCCCUGUGUUCCCCAUGGAGAGCCUUUUGUGAAUACCAGGAACACGGCAACCUGUGCAUGGCUCGUCCUGGAAGGAGAUGACAUUAGUCAUUGCAAUGCCUGAGAAUCAAGUGUAACGCUUCUCCGGGAACUUCAUGGUGUUCUCCUCCACGCUCUCCACACCACCGCUCCACGCGGCUGCUGGACCAUGGGGGAAAACGAAGACGAGAAGCAGACUCAGGCCGGGCAGAUUUUCGAGAACUUUGUCCAGGCUUCCACGUGCAAAGGCACCCUCCAGGCCUUUAACAUCCUCACACGGCACCUGGGCCUAGACCCACUGGACCACAGAAACUUUUAUUCCAAGCUCAAAUCCAAGGUGACCAGCUGGAAGGCCAAGGCCCUGUGGUACAAAUUGGACAAGCGUGGAUCCCACAAGGAGUAUAAGCGAGGGAAGUCGUGCAUGAACACCAAGUGUCUCAUCAUUGGGGGAGGACCGUGUGGUUUGCGCACUGCCAUUGAACUUGCCUAUCUGGGGGCCAAGGUGGUCGUGGUGGAGAAGAGGGACACCUUCUCCCGGAACAAUGUGCUGCACCUCUGGCCUUUCACCAUCCAUGACCUGCGGAGCCUGGGAGCCAAGAAGUUCUACGGGAAGUUCUGUGCUGGCUCCAUCGACCACAUCAGUAUUCGUCAGUUGCAGCUCAUCCUAUUCAAGGUGGCCCUGAUCUUGGGAGUUGAAAUCCAUGUGAAUGUGGAGUUUGUGAAGGUUCUAGAGCCUCCUGAAGAUCAAGAAAUUCAAAAAAUUGGCUGGCGGGCAGAAUUUCUCCCCGCAGACCACUCUCUGUCGGAGUUUGAGUUUGAUGUCAUCAUCGGCGCCGAUGGCCGCAGGAACACGCUGGAAGGGUUCAGAAGAAAAGAAUUCCGUGGGAAGCUGGCUAUUGCCAUCACCGCCAACUUCAUAAACAGAAACAGCACAGCUGAGGCCAAGGUGGAAGAGAUUAGUGGCGUGGCUUUCAUCUUCAAUCAGAAAUUCUUUCAGGACCUUAAAGAAGAAACAGGGAUUGACCUAGAGAACAUUGUUUACUACAAGGACUCCACCCACUAUUUCGUCAUGACUGCCAAGAAGCAGAGCCUGCUUGACAAAGGUGUCAUCAUUAAUGACUACAUUGACACAGAGAUGCUGCUGCGUGCCGAGAACGUAAACCAGGACAACCUGCUCUCCUACGCUCGCGAAGCUGCAGACUUCGCCACCAAUUACCAGCUGCCAUCUUUAGACUUCGCCAUGAACCAUUACGGGCAGCCCGACGUGGCCAUGUUCGACUUCACCUCCAUGUACGCCUCAGAGAAUGCGGCCCUGGUGCGCGAGCGUCAGUCACACCAGCUGCUCGUGGCUCUGGUGGGCGACAGCUUGCUUGAGCCGUUUUGGCCCAUGGGCACAGGCUGUGCCCGGGGCUUCCUGGCAGCCUUUGACACAGCGUGGAUGGUGAAGAGCUGGGACCGGGGCACUCCUCCCCUGGAGCUGCUGGCUGAAAGGGAAAGUCUUUACCGCCUGUUACCUCAGACGACCCCAGAGAACAUCAACAAGAACUUUGAGCAGUACACGCUGGACCCGGGGACGCGGUACCCAAACCUCAACUCGAACUGUGUCAGGCCCCAUCAGGUGAAGCAUUUGUACAUCACUAAGGAGCUGCACCAAUACCCUCUCGAGAGGCUGGGCUCGCUAAGGAGAUCCGUCAACCUCUCCAGGCGGGAGUCAGACAUCCGGCCCAGCAAACUCUUAACCUGGUGCCAGCAGCAGACCGAGGGCUACCAGCAUGUCAACGUCACUGACCUGACCACAUCCUGGAGGAGUGGCCUGGCCCUGUGUGCCAUCAUCCACCGCUUCCGGCCUGAGCUGAUCAACUUUGACUCUUUGAACGAAGAUGACGCCGUGGAGAACAACCAGCUGGCGUUUGACGUGGCUGAGCGUGAGUUUGGCAUCCCCCCGGUGACCACGGGCAAAGAGAUGGCGUCAGCCCAGGAGCCUGACAAGCUCAGCAUGGUCAUGUACCUCUCCAAGUUCUACGAGCUCUUCCGGGGCACCCCGCUGAGGCCUGUGGAGUCUUGGGGCAAAAACUAUGGAGAAAAUGCUGACCUCAGCUUGGCCAAAUCCUCCCUUUCUCAUAACUAUCUCAACCUCACGUUUCCAAGGAAGAGGACUCCACGAGUGGACCGCCAAACCGAAGAGAACGACAUGAACAAACGGAGGCGGAAAGGCCUCAACAACCUGGGCGAGCCGUCUGCCUUUCCCAGCCGGAGCCUGGGCUCCAAUCAAGAGGGCGGCAGCAGCAAAGAAGGUGGAAAUGAGAACAAGGUGAAGUCCUUGGCGACUCAGCUGCUGGCCAAGUUUGAGGAGAACUCUCGGAACCCCUCGCUCCUGAAGCCGCAACACCGAGGCUCAGUGAUAGGUAAGGUCCUGCACUCUUCCUCUGACCCGCCUGUUAACUGUCGCCGCCCCACGCCGGAGGAGCCCACACCCAGCCCAUCGCCUCCUCUGAAAAGGCAGUUCCCCCCGGUGGUUGUGACGGGGCAUGUGCUCCGAGAGCUAAAGCAAGUGUCUGCUGGUGGCGAGGGCCUGAGCAGGCCCUGGAGAGCCAGAGCCAAGUCUGACCUGCAGCUGGGGGGACUGGAACCGCCUAUCGCCCUGCCUCCCACCUGCCAGGGAGCGCAAGCCCUGUCCGGGGUGCUGCGGCGGCUACAGCAGGUGGAGGACAAGAUUCUCCAGGUGACCAUCACAGUCUGUCACUGUCUCUUUUUCUCUCCUUCCUCGCCCGGACUGCAGAAGAGGGCUCAGAACUUGGCCAACAGGGAAUUUCACAAAAAGAACAUUAAGGAGAAGGCGGCGCAUCUCGCCUCCAUGUUUGGACAUGGGGAUUUCCCGCAGAAUAAACUCCUCUCUAAAGGCCUGUCUCGUCCUCCUCCUCCUCCAUCUCCUCCCUCCUGCCUUCCGUCUCCUGAUCCAGCUGCUACUUCCUCUCCAUCGACUGUUGACUCUGUUUCUCCUGCCAGAAAGUUGACGGUAGGGAGAGUGUCCAGCGGAAUAGGGGCUGCAGCUGAAGUCCUGGUCAAUCUGUACAUGAAUGAUCACAGACCUAAGACCCAGGCCACCUCUCCAGACCUGGAGUCUAUUCGAAAGGUGUUUCCCCUGAACCUGGGUGGCAGCGACACCUGUUACUUCUGCAAGAAGCGUGUGUACGUGAUGGAGCGGCUGAGCGCAGAGGGCCACUUCUUCCACCGGGAGUGUUUCCGCUGCAGUGUCUGCGCCACCACCUUGCGCCUGGCCGCCUAUGCCUUCGACGUUGACGAAGGCAAGUUUUUCUGCAAGCCUCAUUUCAUUCACUGUAAAACCAAUAACCAGCAACGGAAGAGACGGGCAGACUUGAAGCAACAAAGAGAGGAGGAGGGGAUAUGGAAAGAGCCAGAAGCCCCUCGGCGAGACACUCCCAUGGAAAGUUCUUGCGCAGCCGCGGCCAUCGGCACGCCCGCAGGCAGCCCCCCAGCAGAUGAGCCGACCUCGCCCAAGAAGCCCAAGAGCAUCCUGGAGCCAGAACCUGGCCAUGUGGAAGGUGGACCCACCUCUCCCCUGCCAUCUGAGUGGACCUCAGUGAGGAUCAGCCCUGGCGAGAACGUGGUUGGGCAGGACAUGAUGGCCGUGUGUGUCCUGGUCAACAGUGACGAGAGCAGCUCCGAUGCCGAGUCGGACUGUGGCGGCAGUGAGGCCUCCAGAGCAGAGCCCUGUGAUGAGAGACCCUGGCAGCUGGAAUACCCACCCCUACCGAAGCCCCUCACCCAGCACAGCUCCCUGAAGGAGGCCCUGACCAGGGCAGUCUCUCCACACCACCCUGAGGAGCCUGGAGCCGUGCACACUCUACAAAGGGCCAGUAGCUUCCAGUCCUCAACUCCCAGCAAAUCCCAGAGCUGGAGAAGAAAAUUCCAGUCGAGUUUGACUCCAGUGAACAACAAAAGAACUACGUCACCUCCAAAGGAAUCUCCUCCUUCUCUGUUUUCUUCCUCGUUGUCUUCUCCUUCAUCUUCCCUGCCAUCUUCUUCAGCCGUCAUCCCAGGGAAUGCUCAAGAUGGUUCCCCCCCAUCUCAGGGGACACCUCACAACCGGCUCCCACAGGUCUCGAGAGGUCAUUUCAGUCCUUCCACCCCAAUCUUUCUGAGGCGAGCCAGAGCCCAAGGAGCACUCACAGAAAUUCCCCUCUAUCUGCCUCGUGGCCAAGUGCUGGAGCGGGCAGAAUACUGCUUGGUGAGCCCUAGUGGAAAUGGCCCCCUGAGUACCCCGCCACCCAGUCCUACAGAGAUGGCUUCUGAUGGAUAUCAGGAAGCAGAGGCCCCUCUUGAGGACUCCAGAAGCAUCCACAGAGGCCUACACCCCAUUGGACGGAAAGACUGGUACUUGCCAGACCAAGAGCUGCCUCCCCCAGCUGGAGAGGACCCAGGAGAAGGGCAUACCAGACCCAGGAGGGGAGAUGAUGGUGGGUCGGAGCCUGCAGAGGGGAAGAAAUUGGGCUUAAAGAAGUUGGUGCUCACUCAGGAGCAGAAGACCAGCUUGCUGGAUUGGAAUGUCUCCAUCCCUCAGAGCUUGCGCCUGGAAGAGGGGGCACGACCUCCCCAGAAAAGUGCUGAGAAUGGUAGAGGAAGCUGUGUGCAGAAACCAGUCUGCCCCUUGCUGCCCCCUCGGGCAGGGAGAGAGACCCUGCCAGCCCAGAGAGAGACUCAGAAGACGGGAACCCCAGCUGAACGGACUCCAAGGGAGCGAAGUGUGUCCCCACCCAAGUCCCCACUGCGGCUCAUAGCAAAUGCCAUCCGAAGGUCCCUGGGACCCCUCCUCCCCAACUCUGAAGGUGGGAAGAAGGCAUGGGCCAAGCCAGAAUCAAAGACUUUGCCCACCAGCCAGCCGUACACCUCCACUCGCUCGUUCAGCCUUCGGAAAACCAGCUCCAGUAAAGACGGGGACCAGCAGUCCCCCAGGAGAGACAUGGCGAGCAGGGCCUCAGCCUUCUUCUCCAUGGGCAGCCCGACUGCCAGGGCUGCCCAGCCCUUGGACUCUAGCCCUCCUGACCCUGCCCUCUGCACCCAUCCUUUGCCCAACCGGGCAUCCACGAUGUUUCCUGCACUCGUGUCCCCACCCUGCAGCAAGAUUGAAGACGUCCCCACACUCCUUGAGAAAGUGAGUUUGCAAGAGACCUUCCCAGAUCCUUCUAGGGUUCCAAAGAGAAAAACCUCACUCUUUUCCUCCCUCAGACUCAAAGACAAAUCUUUUGAGAGUUUCCUCCAGGAAUCCAGACAAAGAAAGGACCUUGGGAAUGUCUUUAGCAGCCCCCAGAGCAAGGUGCUGCCCGUGGACAGUGCCCAGCCCCUGGAGAAGCUGGUGCAGCCUUACGGUAGUGCCGGGCUGGGCCAGAGGGGCCAUCCUCCUCCUCCAGGUGGAGACGCAAGUCCCAAGCACAUCCCGGUGAGAGCGCAGGUGACAGGGGCUGCCUCUUCCCCCUCCUCCAGUACCUCCUCCUCUGCAGAUGAAGAAUUUGAUCCCCAGCCUUCCUUGUGGUCAAAGGAGAGGAAGACACUUAGAAGAAGGAGGAAGCUGGAAAAAGCAACAAAACAAUUGGCUAAGCAAGAAGAAUUGAGAAGGCUUCAUAAAGCUCAGGCCAUCCAGAGGCAGCUGGAGGAGGUGGAGGAGCGGCAGAGGGCUUCCGAGAUCCAGGGCGUGAGGCUGGAGAAGGCGCUGAGAGGAGAAGCAGCAGAUUCAGGCACACAGGAUGAAGCGCAGCUUUUGCAGGAGUGGUUUAAGCUGGUUCUGGAGAAGAAUAAAUUAAUGCGAUAUGAGUCGGAGCUCCUGAUCAGGGCCCAAGAACUAGAAUUAGAAGACCAUCAGAGCAGACUGGAGCAGAAAUUAAGAGAGAAGAUGCUCAAGGAGGAGAGCCAGAAAGAUGAGAAGGAUCUCAGUGAGGAGCAAGAAAUAUUCACCGAGAUGAUGCAAGUGAUUGAGCAAAGGAACAAACUCGUGGAUUCCUUAGAGGAACAACGCAUCAAAGAAAGGGCUGAAGACCAGCACUUUGAAAGCUUCGUAUUCUCCAGGGGCUAUCAGCUGAGCAGGACAUGAGAAGACCUGAGGCUCCUCCCUCGAAGCAAGCAGAGGACCCAGCAGGCCAGCGCACCUCACACACUCGAGUUCCUCUUGCAGGAUUUGUCACACUGGGAACUUAAGUUAUACCAUACUGCAAUUUUUUUUUUUAAUUAAAAUUCUCUUAUAUGUACUACAGCUGCCCAAGAUCCUUCCAGAGAUCAAAGACUCUUGAAAUUGGCAGUCAACUUCAGCAGGUUUCUUGGACUUGAGAUGACCUUGGCAGAUGACCAACAUUGUUUUCCCUAGAAAGUAACACAAAGAUGGACUUUCCUGCUGCUUUUAUCAUUUAUCCUCCCAAUUCAUUAAGUUACACAUUGUAAGAUUUUAAGAAGCCGCCUUUUCAUUAGUAUAUCCGUAUUUGCCUUUUUUGCAUGGAUGAUCGGUUUCCAAAUGUCACAAAGAAGCAGCAGCAGUUUAAAGAUUAGGUUAAUAUUUAAAUUGUGUUUCCAGAGAAAGCGGAGAAACCUUGAGAUUACUGAUUACAUAAAGCAAAUAACUCAUAUAGCAGGUGUUAAUUCAAUCCAGGGUGAAUUUAAUUUACCAGGUGUAUUUAUAAGCCUUAAUAUAAUAUACAUAAGCAAUGAGAGUUUAAUAGAACAUUUGAGCCUUAAUUUUAUCAAAAUAAAAAGAAGAAAGAAAGAAAAAGGGAAAUAAAACUAACUUCAUACCAGCAGAAUUGUUCAUUUUCACCAAAUACUGUCGGUUUAGAAAAGCUUAUGUUCUCAGAGCACUGUCCUUAUGGCCCCUGGAACAUACUGAAAAGCAUUUUUAGGAAAUGAAU